This is a messenger RNA of Capsella rubella, 549 nucleotides long. RefSeq names its product myb-like protein Q. The coding region runs from base 1 to 549 and encodes 182 amino acids. The transcript has 2 exons. The record is from RefSeq and is a predicted model, not a curated record. NCBI's taxonomy places the organism in Eukaryota, Viridiplantae, Streptophyta, Magnoliopsida, Brassicales, Brassicaceae.
AUGGACAAGGAAACAAAACCAGGAUAUGAACCGAACCGGAUUCCGGCUUCGGUUUUCGCAUCUUCGAUAACUCCUAAACAAGAUUGGAGUAUCCAGUCGAAUGAAUCUUUGUUUAGUAUUCACAUGGGAGACCAUAGUUUCUCCACAAUGUAUAAAUCUGGAGAACUCACCAAUUUCGAAUAUACUGCUUCAUAUAUCAACAACUAUACCAACAACAACAACAACAACAUCGAUAACAAAAUCACUUCGACAGAUGCUGGAUCAAGAUCAGAAACCGUACCAAAGACCAAACCUAAACCUGAUCCACAACAACAAAUCCCAUCUUCUCCAGCCAAAUCUUAUCGGUCCGACACUAGUAAUAACAGUGCAGCUUCUUUCGCAUUUCCCACAUUACCAGAGUACAAACAAGACCGUAAGAAAUCACUGCACAUGAAGAGUGAAAGUGGUAAAACAGAAGUAUCGUCAAGACCGGGCUCGAAGCAUGAUAAUUCGAAACCUAGUGGUGGUGGUUGGCUUUCUUGUUUUUUCUGUUUCCCUGUGAAAAAUUGA